Messenger RNA from Naegleria lovaniensis, 1041 nucleotides. RefSeq lists its product as uncharacterized. The record is from RefSeq and is a predicted model, not a curated record. The transcript has a single exon. NCBI's taxonomy places the organism in Eukaryota, Heterolobosea, Eutetramitea, Acrasida, Naegleriidae. The coding region runs from base 1 to 1041 and encodes 346 amino acids.
AUGUUGCAACAAGAAGAAAAAGGCUUCUCCCAGCUACCAUCCGAAAUUUGGAUGCACAUCUUUAUGUUUUUAGAUCCAUUGGGUGAGUGUAUGGAAGAACCGACACACGAGGAAAUUUCUCGGAAUGGUUCCAAUCCUAUGGAUCAAAAAGAAGUCAUUGUUGAGAAGAGUCGGAAUCUUUAUCUCAAUAAUUUGAGAGUUUGGAAUGAGAUGAGAGCAAGGAAUAGAAUUAUAUUUGAUGCAUUCAAAUUCACUUGUAGAGAAUUGGAUUUGCAUCUGCUCUUUGAGAACGACAUGAGAUUAAUUCAACAAGCGAUUGAAUACGUAAAUCCUUUUGAAAUAAAGAAAUCAGCCAAUGCCGAUUGGAAAUUUCUGAAUAGCGAUGGAGCUGAUGAUGAUUAUAAAUUAAUGAAUAGCGAUGAUAACGAUGAUGAAACCAUGGUUCAAAACAUUUCUAAAAUUCUGCACAAACAAGACAUUAUUUGUAAACGAUAUUUAGUGAAUGGAAUUGGAAAUGGAUUUUCAGCUCUCCAAAAGUUGACAUUGGAUCAUUUGUACCGAUUACAAGAUGAUCAAUUAGAGGAACUAUGCCAAAGGCUCCCAAAUUUAACCUAUUUGUCGAUUGUAAAUUGCAAUCAUCUCAAAAAGUUUGAUAUGAACAAGUGUGCAAAAUUAGAACAUAUUGUCAUUCAUGUGUAUCAACUCGAGCUACGUAUAGAGUUGAUGAGGCAAAAGUAUCAACCAGAACGUAUGAAUCGUGUUAGAGAUAUUCAUAUUGAUGUUGUUGGAGGUUUAAACUUGUGGCUAACCCCUACGAGUACUACUUCAGGAGAUUCAUCACCCAAAUACUCGGCACCAUUCUGUUACAAAUACCGAGUCGGUGAUAUGAAACGAAUUUAUCAAUACAUGUUUGGAAAGGACAUUUCACAGAUGCAAUUCAUAUGGGCUGGUAAAGAAUUAAUGAAUGAGCGAUAUUUGUUGGAUUAUUGUGUGAUGAAGGAGAGUAACAUUUGGGUGUGCUUUGUGGACAGUCACAAGUAA